Molecule: messenger RNA, 1416 nt
Organism: Fusarium coffeatum
Lineage: Eukaryota; Fungi; Ascomycota; Sordariomycetes; Hypocreales; Nectriaceae
Exons: 4
Coding region: 1-1416 (471 amino acids)
Biological process (GO): regulatory ncRNA-mediated gene silencing
Cellular component (GO): ARC complex
Source: RefSeq, a predicted model, not a curated record
AUGGCCGAUCCGACUAACGAUGUCACUCCUCACUCCGAUGAUAAGGAGAACAUGAAGGACGAAAAGGAAGAACAAUACCUUCCGCCACCUACGCUACCUGCCUCGCUUCAAGGCGUCGCAAAGCAAGGCAAAGCGAAGAGCAGAAGCAAAGCACUCGCCAACCGUGGCCCUGGAGCGCUUCCCAAGAAUCGAGGAACGGAGUUCUACGCUGAUCCGCCCAUGACCCCUAAUGAGGCUAAGGAGGAAAAGGAUGACAUCUAUGCUCCCGAUGUUCCAUUUGCAGAGCGCAUGCAAGCAUGCAUCCAGCGUUUCCGCUCCAGACGCCGUCUUCAAGGCACUCGAACCCUAUACUUUGAGGAAUACCUUUUCCUCGGAGGCGUCGACUGCCAACCCAACACCUUCGGUGGUCUUAGCCAGAAGGAACUCAAGGAACUCACCCCCGCUGAACGUCGGGACGCGACCGCGAAAGACAUCAUCUGGGCUAGUUCUGCCGCUGGGCAGCGGUACUACAACGGAGACAAGGAGGCUUGGUCAGUCGACUUUCCUGGCGUCGCUGCUGGUUUCUUCUCAGUCACUCUCGUUCAGCUUACUUCUUUCGAGUAUGUGGGAAUGAUGGAGGGCAUCAGCACUGUCGAGAACUUUCUCCGUUACGUCCUCAUGCACAACGUUUGUCCCGAGUAUGAGGAUAAUGUCAAUGCUGCGAUAGAAGUUUGCAAGACUGCUGCUAAGGGGUGGCCCAUGAUUCGAGAGCUCUGUGCUGGACUCCCCGGUCACUUCAACCUUGCUGCCGCUGAGCUUUUCUGUCCCGAAGCCAUCACCGAAGAGUCGUGGUCGUUCUUGGACUUCAAGCGACCUGAGGAAUUCGAUCCUACUUCUGUCUUCUUCACGGCCUUCGCUCUCAUGGAUGAACCUGACUUGUUCGAAAAGUUGACUACUAAGAAGCCUACCAUCACUCGAGAGUUCGAAUGUACACUUGAGCUAGUUGAGAAGGUUCGUCCCAGCGACGACGUCGUCAAGCGAGUCAAGUCUCUGGUUAUCGGCGACAAGGCAGCUCACCACACCCCUGUUGGCAAGGCCAUCUUCAAACAGGGCGUCAUCGAGGAUGAUUGGGAGAGACCUCCCACUACAUGGCCGAUUGAGGAGCCGACCAUGACGCUUUUCUUUGAUGAUGCGCUUCUGGUGAACAUGGUGCCAGGAAUGAGAAUUGAGGCAAGCAUUUGUGAACUGGAUGCGGGGUUGCGAUUUGUCAAGGGUAUUGAGAAUAUCGUCCCGUCGUUCUACGUCUAUCUCCCUCAAGAGAUGAUGCGACACUACAAGGAGCCGAGAGAGAAUGAACGACCUGCUCCAUCGGUGGAUGAUGCUCAGAAUGGGAGGGAUGAUAACGUAGCGAAGAAGGACGAAGAAGAAGAAAAGUGA